CGAGACAAGGGUGUGUAUGUAAUUGUUUCAAUCUUUUACUAAAAGAAAAAAAAAACCUGUACUUGUAUAAAUUUGAUUCUAAGGUCUCCAUUCGGUUGCUUCUAGGCUUUGUUUACAGUAUCGCUAGUUAUUCAAACGCGAUUCAUGUGCAUCUAGAAUCGUAAAACCAUCGUAAUACCUGAAUGGUUUCUGCUUAGGAUUCGGAUAUCUAAUUGACACAUGUCUGUAGAUCGCAAGAACAUUCUACAUUGAUUCAUUUCACUGAUAUCGACUUGACUUGCUAUCCAUAAGAAUUUCCUACUCUACGUAUUGAUCCAGUCCGUUGCAUAUUUUCUGAGUGAAUUAUCUAUAAUAUAAUGGACCAUCUUCCUCCAAAACCACCUUCCCAGAAGCCCAAUCCACCACUUCAGAGAAAUAAUUACAAGUUAAUUUACGACCCCGAGUUAGGCUAUAAAGAGUCUCAGGGAAAGAAACCAAUAUACAGAUUUAAUGGUAUCACUAAACCUCCUUUAGUAGUUCGUGACCCAAGGCACAAAAACCCCCUCUAUUCUCGUGGCAUACCAAAAAGUGGGCGACCAUUUUUAAAAUCGCUGCAACAGGUCAAGUUCGAAUAUAAUGAAGAUUCAUUAGGACCCGAACCGCCAACGCAGGUAUUCGUAUAUAAUCUUUCGCCUCUCGUAACGGCAGAUCAGCUACGAUAUCAUUUCAAGUCUUUUGGAGAUAUAUCCCAACUAGAUCUUCAAUUGAAUCCAUAUACUGGUACAUCAUUGGGUUUAUGUCAGAUUUCUUUUUCAAAACAUGAAUCAGUAUCAAAGGCCCAUUUGGCUGCUAAGCUUGCCGUCCAACAAGCCAGUGGUCUCAAGCUUUCGGGAAAACAACUUAUGAUUGUUUUGGAUGGUGAUGGGUCGAAGUGUGAAGCUGCUCGGAACAAAGCUCUACAAGUGAUUGAAGCCGAUUUCGCUGAAGAUUUACGCAAACGAGAACAGCAAAUGAAAAAAGAAGAACAAAAAAGAGAAGAGGAAAUGGAGGCUAUUCGUAAGGCUUCAAAUGUACCUCCAUGGAGACGGGCGCAAAAUAAUACUGGUUUUAAUAGACAUCAAAAUGCGACUUCUGUUUUUUCAAAUAAAGACCAAGCUUACCCCAAUAGCCCAAAACCGAACGACACGUCUGUUCCUAAAGAUAUUGAAAAUUACAUAUAUAUUUUCAUUGACGAUAAGUUUGUUCCGCCUGACCGCGUGUACUACUCCGAUAUAAAACACCAUUUUCGGAAGUUUCGCUAUGAAGGUAUAUACAUGAAUAGUGAUGGGUUUUAUAUUACAUUCAGUAAUUAUCGUGAAGCGAGUAGUUGUUUUUGGACUCUUGACAAAACAUUUGUCCAGAAUUGUCGUAUAAAGUUAAAGCUUCAUGAUGCCCCAAAAUCAAAGAAAAAUAUAAUACCUUCUGUGAAAAGCAAGAAAGAUUUACCGAUAGAAGAGGCCUGUGCCUCAGCAAUAUCCGCAAUCUUUGAAGACUUGGAAGAGGUAUUGGAACGUGACAUAAAGAACAAAGUUGCACGGCCAUGCAUCUUUCAAAUCUUGGAGUCACUUCCAAAGCCUAUACCUAUUAAAGAAGAAGAAAAUGAACCAGGAAUAUUAGCUUCUAAUAUUUCUGAAUCAGUGAAAACAGAAGCAAAACCAACCUUACCCCAUUUACCCAGAUUUAAAAAACGAGCAGAUGCUUACAAAGUCAAAGUUCCAACUGAGAAUAAAAUAAAAUCUAGGCUACAGAGAAGAAGAAGGAAGAAAAUUGAGGCCAGACCUUUGCAUUAUCAAUUAAACCAACAAACCGAAGAUUUCUCUGACUCAGAGUUUGAACAUGAAGAUGGUUUAGAUGAAGAAAAGCCCCUUGACGGUAGUUUUGAUGGCUAUAAGCCUACUAAGACUGAAGAAUCAACACCUCUUCUUUCAGAAACAUCUGAAGAUGAAGAAUUUUUAGAAAAAUUUCACCGGGGUCGCCCUAAGAACCGUCUUUCUAGAAAGAAAUCAGAUAAACUUGACAUAGAUUAUACUUCUUCUAGUGAAACUGAAUCUGAUGAAUUCGUUUCUCCUGCGACGGUUCCCAAAUCUCAUUUAGAAAGAAACAAGAAGCCUGGUUUAGAGAAGGAAUCAUUGGAAAUUCACCAGCCAACACUUAGACAGAAGGAAAACGAAUUUAGCGAGGAUGGCACAUUGUAUUAUGGCACCCUUCCCUAUAAUUACCCUGAGGAUGAUGUUUUGGUUGACCUAGAUGGAAUACAAUUUUUGGUAAAGGACGAUCAAGAUCUUCAUUGUUUACGUGAGGCACUUUCAUCGGAAGAUGCUAAUGAAAUUGGAGAUCCGAAUUAUUGGGCAUACAGGAGAAAAAGUUGCAAAUAUAAGAAUGGUGAUAUUCCGGUCGAAAGUUCUUUAGUAUUACCGGUUUCGGUUGGUUAUGAACGAAUUAAUUCUACUGGGUCUGCUAAAAGUGAGGGAUAUUAUAUUAUUCCUACUGCUGAAAAAUCCCAAUAUCUACCUCUUCGUAAUCGUUCAACGGUAGAAGGCGGUAACCAAUCGACUAGCAGAGUUACCUCUAGAAUGCAUCGAGUUAAUAAUCGUAGACUGGCAGCUGGUGUUGAAAAAUCACUGCUUCCUGCUGAAGCAGAUUUGCUUCGUUUCAACGCUUUGAAAGCUCGUAAGAAACAACUUAAUUUUGGACCAAGUCGCAUUCACACUCUCGGUCUAUUCGCAAGAGAACAUAUUGAUAAGAAUGACAUGGUUAUUGAAUAUGUGGGCGAAGUAAUUCGCCAACGUAUUGCUGACAACCGUGAAAAGAACUACGUUCGAGAAGGUAUUGGUGACAGUUAUCUUUUCCGUAUCGACGAGGACAUUAUUGUUGACGCUACAAAGAAGGGUAAUAUAGCUCGGUUUAUUAACCAUUCUUGUGCUCCUAAUUGUAUUGCUCGUAUUAUUCGUGUAGAAGGAAAAAGAAAAAUUGUCAUUUAUGCUGAUAGGGACAUUAUGCAAGGAGAGGAGUUAACUUAUGACUAUAAAUUUCCUGAGGAAGCUGACAAAAUUCCAUGUUUGUGUGGUGCACCUACCUGCCGUGGUUAUUUGAAUUAAUAGAUGAACUAUAGCAUAGCAGUUAGAUAAUUUGUAUUCAUUCUUUUUUACUGACAAUACGAAAUUUAGUGGCCAUGCUUACUCAAGGUCUAAAUUUAUCCUUAGUAAUGUCAAAUAGAAAAUAAUUAAUUUUUGUUUGUUUUGUUUCA
Messenger RNA from Schizosaccharomyces octosporus yFS286, 3265 nucleotides. Its product is annotated as histone lysine methyltransferase Set1. The transcript has a single exon. Gene Ontology annotation, molecular function: protein binding; RNA binding; histone H3K4 methyltransferase activity. Lineage: Eukaryota; Fungi; Ascomycota; Schizosaccharomycetes; Schizosaccharomycetales; Schizosaccharomycetaceae. The record is from RefSeq and is a predicted model, not a curated record. The coding region runs from base 357 to 3116 and encodes 919 amino acids. Gene Ontology annotation, cellular component: Set1C/COMPASS complex.